Molecule: messenger RNA, 731 nt
Organism: Engraulis encrasicolus (European anchovy)
Lineage: Eukaryota; Metazoa; Chordata; Actinopteri; Clupeiformes; Engraulidae
Gene: atp5pd
Product: ATP synthase peripheral stalk subunit d
Exons: 6
Coding region: 70-555 (161 amino acids)
Biological process (GO): proton motive force-driven ATP synthesis
Molecular function (GO): proton-transporting ATP synthase activity, rotational mechanism
Source: RefSeq, a predicted model, not a curated record
UUUCCGUUUCCGGUCGGCCAUUCACGCUUCUGUCAUUGCGGCGGCUGGAUCUGUACAAAAGUAAAGAAGAUGGCAGGUCGACGUGUUGCAUUGAAGGCCAUUGACUGGAUGGCAUUUGCCGAGAGGGUGCCACCCAAUCAGAGGGCCAUGUUCAACAACCUCAAAACCCGCAGCGAUGCCAUCGCUGGAAAGUUGGCCGCUUUGCCCGAGACUCCUGCUCCCAUCAACUGGGCCCACUAUAAGUCUGCAGUGGCCAAGGCUGGCAUGGUUGACGAGUUUGAGAAGAAGUUCGCUGCUCUUUCCAUCCCAGCACCAACUGACACAGAGACGGCCAAGAUUGAUGCCCAGGAGCAGGAAGCGAACAAGCACGCAGUUGACUAUGUUGCAGCAUCCAAAGCUCGUAUUGUCCAGUAUGAAGCAGAGCUGGCCAAGUUCCAGAACAUGAUUCCAUUCGACCAGAUGACCAUCGAGGACCUCAACGACACCUUCCCAGAGACAAAGCUGGACAAGGAGAAGCACCCAUACUGGCCACACAAGCCCAUCGCCGACCUGUAAACUUGCUUCAAACGCCCCGCUUUCCCCCACUAUAUAAAUGACACCACACCUCUCAGAUGAGAUUGUAUAGUCCUCCUGUCUGUUGUAUACAUCUGUUAGUGACGUGACUCAGGAUUAUAAUUCUGACGAGUAUUGUCACAAUGUGAUGAAUAAAAAUAAAAAUAAUUUGGAUUUCA